AUAGCCAACUAUUACAAUUUUGUUUAUUUGCUCAAAGUCAAUACAACAGUCAACAUCUGCGUAGCGAUAUAGAUUGGAUGAUUGUUGUGAUAUCUUCAAAUUUGCUUAUCCUUUGUGAGUGAGAAGAGAUCAGAAAAAUGGCUUACAAUCUUCAACCCCUCAUCACCAUCCUACAACAAAUCUUGAAUCCUGAACAAUCACGCUGGAUUGUUGAUCACAACAAACCACAACUCGAAUCCCUCCUCCAAAAAGCUGCUUCUCUGCAGCAGAUUCUUGAAAAAUCUUCACCCUCCAAAAUCAUAGAGAAUUUGGAAAGUCAAAUCCAAGAAGCAGCACAUAGAGCUGAAGAUAUCAUUGAACCUCAGAUGGUUGCUCAAAUGCUUUCCAGCCCUGAAGGCGUGAGCUUUACUUUUUCAACGCCAGAUCUACAACAAGAAAUUCAACAACUUGAUUCUGUAAUGGAACAAGUGGUGAAGCUCGUGGAGGGGAAGACGAUGCCGAGUGGCAGUUCAUUGAGCGGUGCUUCUCUGUUGCCAGAUCCGAGCUCGAAGAGCGUCGUGGUGGGAGUUGAUGAAGCUUUGUUCCAGUUGAAGGAUCGGCUGACCGGGAUGCAGAGCAAGCUGGAGAUCCUGCCCAUCGUGGGUAUGGGUGGUAUAGGUAAAACCACUCUUGCUCGAACACUUUAUCAAGAUCCACUCAUUCUUGACCACUUUAGCUAUCUUGCUUGGACCACAAUCUCACAAGAUUACAAUAUGCUGUCAAUUCUAUUAAGCCUUCUUCGUUGCAUAACUGGAUCAGACUAUAAACAUAAGGGAGAUGGUGAGUUAAAAGAUAUCUUGUAUAAGAGCUUGUACGGUAGAAGAUAUAUGAUUGUAUUAGAUGAUAUUUGGAGCACCAAAUUCUGGGAUGAGAUAAGGAUGUACUUCCCGGACAACAAUAACGGGAGUCGGAUUGUGAUCACCACUAGGGAAUCGGAUGUCGCCAAAUAUGCAGACUCCAAUAGUUUGCAUCAUAAGGUGAAGUUGCUGAGCGAGUCUCAAAGUUGGGAUCUUCUUAGCCAAAUUGUGUUUGGAGAAGAGGAUUGCCCUCAUGAGUUACAAGGGAUAGGGAAGAAGAUUGUGAGUGAUUGCGGUGGGCUUCCUCUGGCUAUCAAUGUGAUUGGAGGGCUGUUGUCAAAGGUGGAAAGAUUGAAAGGUGUUUGGGAGAAUAUUGGGAACGACGUAAGAGCUGCAAUUGCUGAAUCGGACAAGCAGUUCUUCAAUAUACUAUCCUUAAGUUAUAACCAUCUGCCGCUUCACUUGAAACCAUGUUUCCUCUAUAUGGCAGCAUUCCCCGAAGAUUAUGAGAUGAAUGCCUCAAGGCUCAUACAGAUGUGGGUAGCAGAAGGAUUUGUGAAAUCGAAUGGAGAUAAAAGUUUGGAGGAAGAGGCAAAGGUUUAUUUAAAGUCACUUGUAGAAAGGAAUCUAGUUUCGGUUAUUACAAGUUAUGAUUUUGAUGGAAAAGAAACAAAGAGGUACAACAUGCAUGAUCUUUUGAGAGAUUUAUGCAUUAGGAAAGCUGAUGAUGACAAGUUUCUACGUGUCAAGAAUUCCACAUUCUGUAACCAGCUGCGUCGUGUGAGUAUUCACACAUCAUAUGGAAUGGAAGAUAUUGAUGAGUAUGCUUCUUCAUCAGAGAUGUCACUUGUUCGAUCAUUUCUACUCUUGAUCGAGUUGGAUAGGAAUGUACUUCCCAUGGUUUUCACAUUAAGAUUGCUUAGGGUGUUGGAUUUAUUUGAAAUGAAUAAGUAUCACUAUAAUAUUGGGAUUGAGAUUGAGUUCCCGGAAGAAAUAUUACAACUUGUGAACUUACGCUACUUAUCUAUCAAUUGCAAGUCAUUGCCAAGAAGUGGAAUAUCAAGAUUGUGUAAUUUGCAAACCUUGGUUGCUAGUCUAGACGAUGGCUCUUGUCCAGCUGAGUUGUGGGAGAUGUCUGAGUUAAGACAUCUCAUCAUGUUGGAUGCAGAUCUCAGGAUAGAAGAUGAUUACAUGAAAAAAAUUGUUCUGAAGAAGCUGCAGACGAUACGGAGUGUGAGGCUAAGUCCGUCAGUGAUUAGAAGGGGUUUCUUGGAAAGCAUUCCAAAUAUAAAAAGCUUGGGAAUCCGGUAUGAUCUAGAAGGCUCAUCAGGGAUGAGUGAAGUAGUUGAUCUGAGUCAUCUUCACAAACUCCAAACAUUAAUCUGGAGUUCAUUAGGGGAUCAAUAUCUACACGUACCCAAAUUUCCAUCUACUCUUAGAGAAUUAAGUCUGGAGUUUUGUGUAAUUACUCCGGCAGCGACGACGGCUCUGUGUGCACUACCGAAUCUGGAAGUGCUCAACAUAGUGAGAUGUAGCUUCGAAAGCAAUGAGACAGAAGAAGAAGAAGAAGAAGAAGCAAAUGAAGAGUGGGAAAUAGCAGAAGGAGAUGAAUUCAGGUCAUUGCAGUCUCUACAACUCGAAGAAUGUUAUGGACUGGUGCGUUGGAGAGCUGAUGAAACCAACUUCCCUAGACUUCAGCAUCUCAUUAUAGAAGGUUGUGAUGCGCUAGAGGAAAUCCCCGCCGGCAUUGGAGAAAUCCCAACCCUCCAAUUAAUCCACUUAGCUUAUUGCAGCCCUUCUGCAGAGGCCUCAGCGAAACAAAUUCAGGAGGAGCAGCAAUUUGAAUACGAAAACUACCAACUCCAACUUCGUAUCUCAAACUCCUAAAGAGCACAUAAAGAGGAAGAGAAAAGAAAGGAAGAUGAAGAUUGUUUUUCUUAUUGGAUUGUUUUUUCCUCUUUUGUUUCGUGUUGCUUGACAGUAGUAAAGUUGGCAUGCAUGAUAUUUAGCCGCCGCAUUUAGGCUGCCUUUGUGCAAAAUCUGGUUUGAUUUUAAAUUAGUUAAGUCUCUGAUAUUUUUGAAGAGAAGCAACUCUAGUAAUAGCAUUCUCAAUCAAUUCAUACCUUCAACAUAUAAAUAAAUAGAUCAAAA
This is a messenger RNA of Salvia miltiorrhiza (redroot sage), 2987 nucleotides long. Its product is annotated as putative late blight resistance protein homolog R1B-16. The transcript has 2 exons. The coding region runs from base 138 to 2723 and encodes 861 amino acids. The record is from RefSeq and is a predicted model, not a curated record. NCBI's taxonomy places the organism in Eukaryota, Viridiplantae, Streptophyta, Magnoliopsida, Lamiales, Lamiaceae. Gene Ontology annotation, molecular function: ADP binding. Gene Ontology annotation, biological process: defense response to other organism.